Acanthaster planci (crown-of-thorns starfish) is the source of this 7873-nucleotide messenger RNA. Its product is annotated as transcription termination factor 2-like. Gene Ontology annotation, molecular function: ATP-dependent activity, acting on DNA; ATP binding; zinc ion binding. NCBI's taxonomy places the organism in Eukaryota, Metazoa, Echinodermata, Asteroidea, Valvatida, Acanthasteridae. The record is from RefSeq and is a predicted model, not a curated record. Gene Ontology annotation, cellular component: nucleus. Gene Ontology annotation, biological process: DNA repair.
UAUUUAAAAUUAUAAAAGGAAUUCCCCGAACUUUGACACGUAUCAGGCGGACUUUAAACGCUCAAAUAUUUGAGUAAAAGGUUUUUUAAGGAACGUUUUGAGCCGAAAUGGAAGAUAUUCUAUGUCAAGGUCAUGGGAAGCCGUGUUUCCUGAAGACGGGUACCAAGGAAGGACCCAACAAGGGGAAAAGCUACUAUAUCUGUAGCAUGGGACCAGGGAAGCAGUGCAACCACAUAAAGCAAGCAAGACUACCGGUGUCUCGUUGCUUGGUGCAUGAUGGUGACAUUGUGGAGCUGCAGGCACUCGGGACUAAUCCUUCAACCGGGGAACAAAAGCGUUACUUUCGAUGCAGCAAGUACAGGGAGAUGAGCAAGGGGUGGUGCGGCUCCGUUGUGAUCAGUAAAGUCAACCUGCAGGGUGAUGCCUUACAGCGCAAGCCAUUGAAAGAUUGCAAUGGAACUCAAGAGUCUCAGGGAGGAUUUAACAAACAGAUUAUGCCAAAACCCCAACAACAGAGAACCGGCAACACUGCAAGGACAGAGCACGUACACCCUCAGAACAAACCGGCUAGCCAACCAAAUAAAUCGGGAAGUACGUCAGUGAACGAUCCCACCUCUGCCACCACAGAGUCAAGGAUUAGAGGCGAUCAGAGUAGGGGUCAUGUGGUGCAAGAGGGUCAACGAGUUAACUCCAACGAACUGAGGCAGCAUGCCGAGACUGUUCACGAAAGCAGGUCGACUUCUCAGGCCUCAGCACAGAAGGACAAACCUUUGCCAAAGACCGUGGCAGAGCUGCGGUCAGAGAUGGACGAACUGUCGGAGAGCUUUUCCUCCCAGAUGGACAUUUCUGGCGGUGAGGAUGUCUUCAUCUCCAGUUCCUCGGCUGAAAGACCUCAUCAAGGUCUUGCUGUUCCCAAAUCUACCAGUGGAAGGAAGGCUGCUGGAUAUCAACCCAAGGAGUUAGUUCAAGACAGUGUCGGAAAACAACGAGGAGGGUCUGGGGACAUUGUUUCUGCCAGAAGGCUUACUGAACAACGAACAGUGCCAGCAGCUGGCCCCGGAAAUGAUCGGGGAACAAGCGCAGGGCCCACCAAAGUAAUCCCUAAACCUUCCAAUCAGGUUAGUGGCAGUGGCAAGACAGCUGCGGCCAGCAGCCAAUUAUCUAGCAGCUCUGGUGCGACUGUGCAAUCAAAACCCAAUGCUGCUCCUGCAGCCGAGAAUGCUGCAGCCCCUGCCGUCAAUUCACUCUCAAAAACACAUCAAACCUCCCUUGAAGCCAAGCCAAAAGAGGCACAGCUUGCCUCCGCCAAACAGCCAACUGUAGUUGAUGUCAUAGACCUCACAUCAGAUGACUCAGUCACACUCACAGAAGCUCGAACACUGCCGUCAUCUCACAACCAUGCCACAACAGUGAUCCCAGCAACCCGCCCUGUUACACUCCCAAUGUCAAGCUCAGCCAGUGGACAGACCAGCCUCUUCCAAUCUUUUGGGAAGGUGACCUCUCAGAAAGAACAGACGGCACUAGCCGUCCAGAAGGACUUACAGCUCAAACAUCAGCUUCUCAGAGAUCUUGACAAACAGAAGAAUGUUGUCAAGACCGUUCCCCUCUCCAUGCUGCCUGACAAGGGGGCCAAGCUAGUCCAGCGAGUGGCCUCCACGGAGUCACAGCUGAAGGAAGUUGAGGCCAGACUGCAGAGGGCCAAGAUCGAUGGACUGUUGCCUGCACAGACAUUGAACGGAAGAUUCCAGCCUGCGUCGUCAUUAUCAGGCCAGCCCACACAGCAGCAGUCCUACAUGGCCUACCAGACAGCCUCUCAGCCCCAGGCAUUGACACUGUACGGUGGUCGCAUGACAACUGUGAGACAGCGAGAGGUUGGAGCUAUAACCAAGGGUGCCAUCGACAAGCUGCAUAGCUCUUUGCAAACUUGCCCCACGGCCGACGCAGAAGCCGAGGACCCCUCGGGAUUAAAGGUCAGCCUGAUGACCCAUCAACGACAGGCCCUGGCCUGGCUAGUGUGGAGAGAGAAGCAGCAUCCGUGUGGGGGAAUUCUGGCUGAUGACAUGGGCCUGGGGAAAACCCUGACCAUGAUCUCGCUGGCUCUGUGGCAAAAACAGCACAGUGCUGCACCUCCAGAGAAAGCAGAAGAUUCAAAGACAGGAGACAAAGGUUUCAUCACCUCCCAAGCCACCUUGGUCGUGUGCCCUGCCUCCCUCAUGUCGCAGUGGCAGAAGGAAGUAGAGCAGCGCUGUGCACCAGGCCUCCUGACCACGUACCUGUACCACGGCACCAACCGGGAGCGCAGCGCCCGGCGGCUGGCCAAAUACGACAUGGUCUUCACCACGUACGAGAUAGUUCGAAAAGAGCUUUCCUUCCUGUCUGCUAAAGAGAAAGGAGAGGAACCGGUGAAGGAUGGCUCAGAUCUGCCCUCCUCCCCAGCAGAACAUCCCCUCUUGCUCCAGAUUCUCUGGGAGCGCAUCAUCCUGGACGAAGCCCACAACAUUAAGAACCACAAGAGCCAGACAGCCAUGGCCGUGUGCCGGCUACGUGCUAGGGCUCGUUGGGCCGUGACGGGCACCCCCAUUCAAAACAACCUUGUGGACAUGUACUCCCUCCUGAGAUUUCUGAGAUGCUCUCCCUUUGAUGAAUACAAAGUUUGGAAAAGGCAGGUCGACAAUAACAGCAAGUCCGGUAGCAACAGACUGAAUGUUCUGGUGAAGAGCCUGCUACUCCGUAGGACCAAGGACCAGAAGAACACAGCCACAGGCAAGCCGCUAGUGGCUCUGCCCGACAAGAGCUGCCAUAGCCACCAUAUAGAACUGUCUGCCGACGAGAGACGGGUUUAUGAGAAGCUCUUCAGAGAAUCAAGAUCCAAGGUGCAGAACUACAUCCGCUUCCACGAGGGGAAAGAGAAGGCUCAAGGGUCGGGGGUCACUAGCAAGACCCCGGCCCUAUUCACCAGUACUGGCAGCGCAUCAGUGGCCACGGGUAGGGCACCAGGUGGGGCCGCAGGCGGGGCAGUCAGAGGCACGGCUCAAGACCAGGAACAGCGCAUGCAUGCCAGUCACAUCUUGGUCUUGCUGCUUCGGCUGAGGCAGUGUUGUGGGCACCUCAGCCUUCUCAAAGAGGCUGUCGACACCAAGAGCUGUGAGCCAGAGGGCAUCGACUUGGACCUGGUGGGCCAGAUGAAAGAGAUGGCCAUUGGAGAUGAGGAGGGGGAGGAAAUGAAGAGAGGAGACAGGGAGGAGAGGAUCGCAUCCAAACUGUCCAUCUUUGACAAGAUGAUGCCCAGCACAAAAAUAGCAGCAGUGCUGUCCACCCUGGCAGACAUCCGGCGCAAAAGCCCCGCGGGCCGGCCUAUGAAGAGCGUGGUGGUGUCCCAGUGGACCCAGAUGCUGGACGUGAUGGGGGCCCACCUGACCGCCGCCGGCUACCGCUACUGGAGCAUCCGGGGCGACGUCCCCCCGAAGAAGCGGGCUGAGGCCCUGGAUGACUUCAACACGGAGCCCCGGGGCAGGGAGGUGAUGCUAGUCUCGCUGCAGGCCGGUGGGGUGGGGCUGAACCUGAUCGGGGGCAACCACCUGUUCCUCUUGGACAUGCACUGGAACCCAGCUCUGGAGGACCAGGCCUGUGACCGGAUCUACCGCGUUGGGCAGACCAACAAUGUCUCCAUCCACAAGUUUGUCUGCCGAAACACCAUCGAGGAGCGCAUCCUGGAGCUGCAGAAAUCAAAGUCCAAGCUGGCAUCCGACGUGCUGUCAGGAGCAAGAUCUCAGAGUCAGAAGCUGAGCUUAGCCGACCUGCGUUUCCUCUUUGGCGUCAACUAAACAAGGCAAGGCAGUCAGACUUAUCUAAUCAAUGUGUCUUGUGCCCGGCAGAGGGACAUUUGGGCAACAUGGCAUCCACUAGUUAUUAACCUCCAUAACCUUAUUUAUUUUUCUUGGAAGCGAGUAAUCUUGAUCUACACAUUGAUUUUUAUGUAUCUGAUCUCAAAACCCUUUGUAAAAAAGGAGCACGGAAAACUCAAAAUAAACUGUUAUUUUUUUUUUUCAAAGAGCAUAUACAUUUAUACGUAAUACACUGACCUUAAUUACUCCCUAUUACCGGGCAUAUGACAGGUUGUUGUGAAGUGAAAGACUUAUAUGAAAUUUAAAACCACACCCUUUCAUGUAAAAAAAUGUAUUUUUUGAAACUACUUGUAUCAUGUUCACAAUGCAAAAGAGGUUAUCUCUUUCUGAAACUCGUAAAUGAACUUGAUAAUUUGAAGAUUCAAGUCUUAUCUUUAUCAUGGAUGUGAAAUAUUUUGGGUGUUAUUGUUAUUGCUAUGAAACCUCCGUUUCAUAUCUUAUUCAUUCAGUAAUUUUAAUUAAUGCAACACCUGCAUAAAUCCCCGUCAUCUGAUUGGUGGAUCGUUGAUCACAUGCAUUGAAUUAUUUGUACCAACAAACAGCUGCUGCCCGACGCCCGCAGCAUCCAGGCAGAGUGUAAACUAAUUCUAACAGGGUACGUUAGAAAUGAAUAACGAACACCUCCGGAUCGAUUGCACUGCAGCUUCUAGUGGCGCAAGUUUCUCAAUGGCAAAAUGACAAGCGAUCAAGCUCUGCCGUUCACAAUUCUAGGAAAUAAUUAAUAAGAACUUGUUUUUGUAAGUAAUGCUGAUGCUGCCAACAUAAGGAAACAGAUAAAAUGCUGCACAACUGGACAACUUCCAGUUUGAAUGGGUUAAUUAAUCCAGCUAUACUCAGAAAAUCAGAUGACAAGGAUUUAUACAGGUGUUGAAUAAAACAAAUAACGAACGUUUUGCAUUUGUGCAAUACCAAGGAUAAUUGCAUUCGGUGACAGAUGAAACAGUCUAUCCUAUUCGGCUUCACCUCCUGGAACAGACGGUUUCAUCAGUCACCUCAAGCAAUUAUUCUUACCGUCGCACUCUGAAACAUUACAUGUAUUUGUACAGCGGCAGGACUUACAUGUGCUAUCGCCCAAGUUUGAACUUAGAACUUUUAGGUUCUAUAAUUUGUGAGUUUAUGCAAAAACAUGAAAAGCUUCCAAACAUGGAAAUACACAAGUAUUACUCUGGUCUGAAUGCAAUGUCCUAUCCUUCACAUAACUGUUGCUUAUAUUUUUAUUCAUAUCGGAUAUACAGUUACUUGUACAAUAGCUUUUUUUUCCCUGCAAAACUCAAGAAAGAAGCAAAUACACAGCUCCUAACGCCAAACCACAAGAAUGCACCCAAAAAAAAAACACACUGGACAAACUCUUCUCAGAUCGCUCGAGAGACAUUUAUUGAUAUUCAAGAUGUAAUAUGCAGAAUGCCCCAAAAAAGGGACAGUUUACAGGAUUUCUGUCCAUUCGGCGAGCUGACGGCCUACAGCAAGCAUCGUACCGCUUUAUACGCAAAUUAUCACAGUUGGAGCAGAUUUUGUAGAGCUUCAUUUCCCGCAAAUUGAUAAUUGGUCCAGUCACAGUGUCUUAACCUCAAGAUAUCUCAUGAGCUCUAUUCGUAUACACUGCCCCUGCCCCCCCCAUGCCACAUCCAGUCAGCAAAGAUUCUUAGCAUGCUAUCAUUUGUGUGAACUAGUGAUGCACACAGAAAUUGGUCUCACUUCUAGACUAGUCCCUGCCUCCUCCUUUUACCACAUUCUACAACGUGAUGGGAGUGCCGUGAGCCAGCCCACUUGGCCCUCAUUGUUACUUGUUGUUUCACUGGUGUGCAAAGCAAUGAUUACAAUGAUCUGAGCUUGUGUAAACCAGUGACAGGUUUGCACUCAGAUGGGCCUCACCGCUAUGAAACAUGGCAUUCUUUUUGCACCAGACUCCUCUUAAAAUUGAUGACGCUUACAGGGUUUUCACAGAUUGCUUACUGCAUUUCGUAUUUACAGACACAAAAAACCCCCAAACAAACCCCAUAAAUGCAAAUUAUAUUGUCGACAUGCAACAUGUACAGUAUACAUUCUGAACACCAGAUAAGUUCCUUCUUUUUGGUUGAAUAAAAAAAUAAACCUGUUACUGGAAAAUAAAACUGCACAUGUUCUUGUAGAGGUACCACAAACCCAACUAAGAAAAAGCAACAAAAUUCAAAUAAUUAAAUCUCCUCUUUUACUUUUACAAAAUGAAAUGGAGCAAAAACCAAACCUGACCCAACUAACUACUUGCAACUCCAAACUGACAAACCUCCAAUGCAAUGUGAGGUUUCUUGUUGGAAACUGAACGGCAAAAUGGUGAUCAACUUUGUUUUACCACCAGCGCUGCAACCGAAAAUGAAAUACAACAAAAAGUUUUUAAAGAAAGCGUAAUGAAAACCAAACACCCGCAUCUUUUUCUAACGGCAAAUACGAGACGAAAAGGGGACACAAAAUGCAACAAAAUUCCCCCCCCCAAAAAAAAUCUGUUACCAUCUUGUACCACACUAUAUUCAGAUGGUACCACCAGGCCCCCAAGUGACGCCUUGCGAACUUCAAUGAACCUCCUCAAGAUACACAUCUCAAACAGACCUACAAAUUAACAACGUCCUGUCGUUACCAGCUUGUCAAAAAAAAUAUAAAGACGACCUCAAAACGCCUCUCAAAUAUAGCAUAUUUGUAAUGUGAAUAUCAAAAAAAGACCUGAAUAUACAACUUCACCUUGUAUCUGAAAAGCCUUGCAGUCGAAAAGUAUCCGCCUCAAACUUAUUUUUAAGGAUCUAGUAUCUUUGUUCUUCUAAACUGACAUUUGGUUUGGUUUUUUUUUUGCAUUGUCAAGACUUGGUACAUAUAAAUCUGUGAGUAUCUGGCGAGUAUCUGGCGAGAAACAGCUCAAGUUUGGUUAAAUCCUGAAGGUUUUGAUGUCAGAAAAUAAACAAGGAACCCUGAUAAAUACUUUUAUUUACGAUACAUUAAGUACGCACCAAUAAUCUGAUGAUGUCAUGGAAAUGUACACUUGAGUAAAGGAGCACAUCUUGGCACUAUACCCUUGAUACAAGAAAUGGAAAUGCUCCCUACGUGUUGAUUACGUAGUUCGCUUUUUGCAAGGACGCGCUUUGAAAUAACAUCAGUGUAUGUACACUGCACCAAAUAUGACCAACCGAUGUGUGUGUUGUAGUCAAGUACUUUUUCAAGAGGGCUAAGUACUGGAAAAAUUUACUGUGGCUGUAGUCAACUACGCGUUCACAAAUACAAGUGCUACUGUGUUUUCCCAAAGUGCAGUUCACUUUCCUUUCUGGACAAUUUGCAAGUAUUGCCCUCAACUGACUGGUGAGCGGGCAAGCUCUCUCUCUCUCCUCGGACCAUACCUUGGCCAAGUUUUCCGAAACUGAUCAUAGAUCAUUACAAGAGGCCAGUGGGUUUUUUUUUUUGGUCUAGUUUCAAAGCUCUCAAACAAAUGCGGGGAAAUCAGGCACAACUCGCUCGGCCAAGACGACCACAGAAGUGACUGUGAGGAGGGAUUUGAACCCGAGACCCCCAGCACACCGUUCUUGCCCACAACCAAUCGGGCUUUCCAGUUUCCUCGUCAAUAUCACUCUCAUAACGUUCAACUCAAUGUGAAUGUUUCUAUAAAUGUAUACGCUGUUUGCUGUCAUGCCUUUCGUGCACAUGUACAGAUGGUACAGUCGACACUGCACAGUAGACUUCUUGCCCUAGGCAUUAUAUACACCAGAUUUUUUUUUAACACAUGUACAUGUAUAUUUACAAGCGGCACAGUCUGAGAAAUGAAUAUCGACCAUGGAAGUGAGAGUCGGAAAAUUAUACAUCACAGAAGUCACUACCCUUAUUGAGAAUAAUUGGCUUAAGGUAUGGCACACAUUGCAAACGGGAUGUUUUCGUUGGCUGUGACAUUUCAGCUGUACAGAGCUUUAUAAGCAUCUAAUUCAAAAAUAAAUCAGGACGUUGCAGAACUUUGA